GACAGGUCUCUUUCAGCUGGGAGGGAGCACCAUGAGGCAGGAAGGAGCCGCUGCCACAGCAGAGAAAACCGAUUCCGAGAAAGAGUGUGACGUGUUUUCCUUGCGUUGGUGGGGCGGUUGUGCUUGGUGCAGCAGCAAGGGGGGGAAAAGAACCUGGUUGUCUGCACUCUCCGUGUGCGUGAGCCUUGGGUGAAGUGGGAGCGGGUGGCUGCCGUCUCUGCUCAACAAGGGCAGUUUCAGGAGGUGCAGCUGUGGAGAUGCCUGUCCUCAGGGAAGCACACUUAUAUCAUUGGAUUCAGCCCUUUGCCGGCACCUGGCAGUAUUCCGAAACCCUUCAAAUCCGUACGAACUGUGUUUGCUAAGUUCUGCAGAGCCUCGCCUCAUUGUGAGCUAAUGUGUUUGAUGCUUCAGAUUACAUGCUUUGGAACAAAGACUUUUCCUGAAAAAAAUCCUGAAGCUUAAAAUCAUCCAUCAUACUGCCCUGUAUUGUUAAGCGAGUGGCAAGCACCAUGCUGGAAUUACACGAGCUGGAAAAAUUCAGGAGGCUCUCUAAUGAUCUCAGUACUUUAUUUCCCUGAGAAAUGUUAGGGCAUAAUGCAUUUGGAGUGACAGUAAAAAAGAGAUGGCCCUGCUGUCCUUCAGCCUGCCUUCCUGAAUUAGGCACCGUUCAGACAUGCUGUUAUGUGGAACCUACUUCUGAGAAAUGCAAAACAAGGGCUCGGAAGCUGGGACUUGAUCAUGUUUUCAAAAACCUUUUCUUAGAUGUGUUGAAAAUUCUAGGUACACUCUGAAAUGCUGAAAAGGAAACUUCGUCACUGUCAUAGCCUACGAUUCAAACUUCUCUGGUUCCUAAUUUUUACAGUUGGGACUUUGUCCCUUAUCAAAAUUCAUCAUAAAGCAGACUUCCUGAAUCAUGAGCAUCUGGAGUUAACUGGUGAAUACCCAGAUAAUCAUAUCAAUUGCUCCAAGAUAUUGCAGGGUGACCAACAAGAAAUUGAGAAAGUAAAACUGGAAUUGUUAACUGUAUCCUUUAGAAAGAGCCCAAAGCUAACCUCAAAUGAUUAUAUUAACAUGACACAGGACUGUGAUUCCUUUAUUAAGAAGAGGAAAUAUAUUAUGGAACCUCUGAGCAAAGAAGAAGCAAAAUUUCCUAUCGCAUAUUCCAUAGUAGUUCACCACAAGAUUAAUAUGUUUGAGAGACUUUUGCGAUCCAUCUAUGCUCCUCAAAACUAUUAUUGCAUUCAUGUUGAUAAAAAGUCUCCCGAGUCCUUCCUGGCUGCAGUUAAAGGGAUUGCUUCAUGUUUUGGCAAUGUCUUCAUUGCGAGCCAGUUGGAGAGUGUUGUAUAUGCAUCAUGGAGCAGAGUGCAAGCUGACCUCAACUGCAUGAAGGAUCUCUAUAGGAGAAGCAUGAGCUGGAAGUACCUUAUCAACCUUUGUGGAAUGGAUUUCCCUAUUAAGACCAACCAGGAAAUAGCAGAGAAGCUGAAAGCCCUCAAGGGUGAGAACAGUUUAGAAACAGAGAAAAUGCCUGCAAACAAGGAGGUCCGGUGGAAGAAGCAUCAUGAAAUUGUUGAUGGUAAGGUAAAGAAUAUGGGAAUAGACAAGCAACAUCCACCUCUGAGUACCCCCAUUUUCUCUGGCAGUGCCUACUUUGUUGUUAGCAGGAGGUUCGUGGAAUAUGUGUUAGAGAACAGCAACGUCCUUGCUUUUAUAGAAUGGGCUAAAGACACUUACAGUCCUGAUGAAUACCUGUGGGCUACUAUUCAGCGAAUUCCUGAAGUCCCCGGUGCAGCCUCCGCCAGUGCCAAGUACGACGUCUCAGACAUGAAUGCACUCGCCAGGUUUGUCAAGUGGCAUUACUUUGAAGGGGAUGUGUCCAAGGGCGCUCCCUACCCGCCUUGCAGUGGCGUUCACAUCCGCUCCGUGUGUGUCUUCGGAGUGGGAGACUUGAACUGGAUGUUGCGAACGCACCACUUCUUUGCCAACAAGUUUGACACAGACACUGACCCCUUUGCAAUUCAGUGCUUGGAGGAGUAUUUGAGAGGCAAAGCUCUGUAUCAGCACAGACAUUAAACGCAAGUUGAGGUAUGGUACAAAACCAUCUCCCUCCACUGAGGAUGUCAAGAAGAUGUGAAGUGUGUGUUGCUCUCCUCUCUUUUAAACAAGCCUUGCUGAUUAUGUUCCGUGUGUUUUUCUUGCAGACAAAUGCAGAAAUGUUGUCUGUAUUUCUCUAAAGAAUUCCCAUUGCAUGUACCUGGUAUAAGUUAGAGAAAUUUUAGGUUUGGAAACAAAGGCCUCAGGUUUAGAAAGUAAGGCACUUCUGAACUGGUUAAUACAUAAAUUACUCUGAUUCUAUCAGAACUCUAAAUAAUCUGGAUCCUGCUAAGAUGUUCUUUUUCAUAAUGAGGGGCAGGCCAGUAGAGAGUGAAGGAAAAGAAGGGAAACUGCCUGGAUUGAGCAACAGUCAAGAGGUCUCUGGAAUUAGAAAGAAGAGCUAGCACCUCUGGAAUCCAGAAGGAGUUAAUCUGCAAAUGAAAAGGGAGUUAAGAAAAUUCCAAAGCUGCACAUUGUGAAGAUUCCACGUGUACAAUUUGCUUGAAUGUGUUUAUAGUUAAAUAACUAAAUAUUCCUUUCAGAACAGCAAUGGAGGUUUUUUUUAAUUGUUACCAGCAACAUAUACAAAUGUUUAUUUAAAGUACUUCAAGAAAACUACAAAGUUGUAUUAUUUAAAAUCAUAUAUUUUAGGAAUAGACUGAUUGUUAAACACAUUUUUUUAGUUGUUCAAAGAUGUAGCAGAAGCUUGUCAGCUAAAAUAUUCUCAGGGAAAUAUUAAUGUGCCUCUGUUUCCUAAAAGUUUGUUAGCUUUAUUUUAUAUAAUUUGACAACUUUGUUUGAUACACAUUUCAGAAUGCUUGCUACAUUGACUGAAGUGAUAUUCUAACUUAGCAAUGCUAGCCCUGACUAUCUGAAAUAAGAACUCAGCAAUCCCUUUCCAUCACAGAAGUGUGACAUUUCUUAGUAGAUGUUUCAAAUUACUAUUACUGUACACAUAUUAUAUUUUUUAAAAAUCCUGCCACGUCAAGUGAAGUUUUUAUUGAAAUGGAACUCUCUAUGGAUAUGAUUUAUAUGAGUUCAUUUCUCAAGUUGCAGGGUGGGGUGGGCAUUGCCAUCUCUUCUAUAGCAAGUGGUUCUUUCUAAUAAUAAUACCAAUGAUACACCCCAAAGGCCAUCCACCUAUGUUUAGAAAGGGGGAGGCGGCGUCACUUCUUGCUAAACUGGAAAACUGCACGAACAAUUAUUUGCUUAUGGCUGAAGCAAAUCAGCAAAGGAGGAAUUAAUGAUGAGUGUGCUUAAUUUCCUAAAAUACUGCCACUAAAAAUAGUUGAACUGUCUAAAUUGAAACACUCACUAGGUUUAAAGUCACCUUGCCAAUAUGCUUGUUAUACCAUGUUUUCUUCUAAGGCUUCUACUGUUUGAAUUCUUUGUGCAGCCGGACCACGGCUGGUCUCCCAGGUGUCCGUCAUCCUCUUUCUCUGGCUUUGGCACUUCUCUUCAUCAAGAUUUUGAGCAUCAUUUAAAAGUUUGUGGGGAGUAGCCUGCCCUCCCAAGGGGGGGCGGGGUUAAUGCUGUGGAGCAGGUCCCAAGUGGCAUUUUAUUGCAUUUAAAUCAUAAUAUAUAUAAUUAUGGGUCCUGGCAACCACUAUGAUAUGUUUUAUUUUCACAUUUGUGCCAUCCUUUUCUAGAAGUUCUGUAUCCAGGGUGGCAUAUAAAAAGAAGAAAUCUUACAAGAACAAAGUAAAAGGAAAGAAUUAAACUGUACCUUAAAUGAGUACGUCUUGGAGUCAGUGGAGCAGGAAGAGCAUUUAUUGAUAUAGUAUAGUUCAUUCUCUUAGGGUCACCUUCCCCUGGCUUGAGCAUUCUGUCGGAGAUAAUGGUUCUCAAAGCAAAGCCGCUGGCACUUUGCCUGCCACUUUGUUUUUUGAAUCAGCCUGGGUCUGGCGCUGUCUUGGUCUGCUCUCUCUUUUUUUUGUGCAUAGGAACUGCAUUUCCUUAAGUUUCUCUCAGAAUUUAGAUUGGUUGGUAACUUGCAGCCCUUCAAAUGUCUUGGCUUACCACCAGCUGCCAUCAACCUUUGCUGUCAUAGCAAUGACCUUUAAUCCAUUUUAACACCUAGCUAAACUCUGAAGUUCAGAUUCCUAUAGUGGAGGAGAGAAAUAUUGAAAAUGGCUUCAUCUAACUAUGCAUGAUACCAUUAUUUAAAGUUGAAUGAGUCAAAUCUUCCAGAAGAUGCUAAUCAUGGUGAUUUGGUAAUCUGCCCUUUUAUUUCAAUGUAAUUGCUCAGUUAAAAGCCUAGAUUUAAAUUAUUUCACAUUUCUAUUAAUUGGAUAUAAAUAGUUUAAUCUGGGCUCUAUUAUCUGUGAAUCUGUUUCUUGACUGUGGUACUAAUUUUCAAAUACAAAUGAAUCCAACUUCUCAUUCUAUUUGCAUCACCCACCCACUUUUUCAGAGUGGAUAAAAUGUUUAACCCCGUUUGCAAGAGGAAAGAAGUUCUACUGUAGGAAAUCUAAUUUGUUGAAAGCCAUUUGCAGCCUGUGAUGGGAACAGGAUUACUGUGUUUGCACAGUCAUAUAGAAGAUACAGCUGGAAUCUGAUCCUCUCCCAACUCCUCCUGUGUGUCCCGCAAAUCUCUUCUGGGGGUAUCACUCAACCCUCUGGAAUAGAUUUGAGAGGAAGGACCGAGGACUGCAAGGAUAGUUGGAUUCUCUUCUGCCAGCCGUUUCCCCAUCUGCUGAUGGAAUGGCACCUCUGCUCCAAUCCACACUCUUGGUCUGGACAUGCUGGUUUUCUUUGCAUACAGUAAAUGCCUGCUGUUUAUCUCCUUAUGCAAGGCUCACUAGAGCUAUGACAAAGGUCUGGAAAAAGUAACACUUUAAAAAAGAAAGCUUUUAUGGUCUUCAUGCCACUUCUAUCUAUUGCAGAAGUCUACUUUCAAUUUAAUAACAUCAGUCAUAUUUGCAUUUGGAGGUUUACUUCCUUUGCAGCUGCAGGAAAACUCUAAAACUAUCAAUAGAGAACAGUGGUGUGAGUUUGGUAGUUGGCAUUAGUCCAAUAUUCUGUUCCAUUCUGGGUUUUCAUGUUCAUCUAUUAGCUACAGAAACAUUAAACUGACAUGAAAAAUGUAGAACUAGAUGAAACACAGUGCUGCAAACUGAUGCAACUUUUAAUAUCUUUACCUCUUCCACGAUUAGAUUAAUAAAGAGUGCUUUUAAAUAAAAUGAA
Varanus komodoensis (Komodo dragon) is the source of this 5280-nucleotide messenger RNA. RefSeq names its product glucosaminyl (N-acetyl) transferase 1 (gene GCNT1). Gene Ontology annotation, molecular function: beta-1,3-galactosyl-O-glycosyl-glycoprotein beta-1,6-N-acetylglucosaminyltransferase activity. The coding region runs from base 793 to 2073 and encodes 426 amino acids. Gene Ontology annotation, cellular component: membrane. Lineage: Eukaryota; Metazoa; Chordata; Lepidosauria; Squamata; Varanidae. The transcript is spliced from 5 exons. The record is from RefSeq and is a predicted model, not a curated record.